This is a messenger RNA of Charadrius vociferus (killdeer), 1001 nucleotides long. RefSeq names its product ribosome production factor 1 homolog (S. cerevisiae) (gene RPF1). The record is from RefSeq and is a predicted model, not a curated record. Gene Ontology annotation, molecular function: rRNA primary transcript binding. Gene Ontology annotation, biological process: maturation of 5.8S rRNA; maturation of LSU-rRNA. NCBI's taxonomy places the organism in Eukaryota, Metazoa, Chordata, Aves, Charadriiformes, Charadriidae. Gene Ontology annotation, cellular component: nucleolus; preribosome, large subunit precursor.
AUGGCCAAUGGAUGCCGUGAUGUUCAUCCUUGUCAGGGUGGCAGUCUGUUCCCAGGACUACCAAGCAAAAUACAGCUGAAUGAACAAGAGAAGCUAGCCGCCAAGAAGAAGCGGAGAAAGGAGCGGGAAGCUCUCGGAGACAAAGCACCUCCAAAAGCCGUACCAAAGACUAUUGAAAAUCAGAGAGUGUAUGACGAAACAACUGUAGAUCCCAAUGAUGAAGAGGUUGCUUUUGAUGAAGCAACUGAUGAAUUUGCACCAUACUUCAACAGACAGACAGUUCCCAAGAUUCUUAUUACAACAUCAGAUAGACCUCGUGGGAGAACAGUGAGAUUCUGUGAACAACUGUCUACUGUUAUACCGAACUCGCAUGUCUACUAUCGAAGAGGACUGGCUUUGAAAAGAAUUAUUCCACAGUGUAUUGCAAGGGACUUCACUGAUUUAAUCGUCAUUAAUGAAGAUCGCAAAAUACCAAAUGGUCUCGUUUUAAGUCAUCUGCCUGAUGGUCCAACUGCUCAUUUUAGAAUGAGUAGUGUCCGUUUGCGUAAAGAAAUAAAGCGAAAAGGGAAAGAAAUGCCGAAUACAACACGACUCGGACAUUCUGUUGGUCGCAUGUUUGCUUCUCUCUUCCCACAUGAUCCUCAGUUCAUUGGAAGACAAGUAGCUACAUUUCACAACCAGCGGGACUACAUCUUUUUCAGAUUCCACAGAUAUAUCUUCAAGAGUGAAAAGAAAGUGGGAAUUCAAGAACUUGGGCCACGUUUUACAUUAAAGCUGAGGUCUCUUCAAAAAGGAACAUUUGAUUCCAAAUUUGGAGAAUAUGAAUGGAUUCAUAAGCGCCGAGAAAUGGACACAAGUAGAAGAAAAUUUCACUUGUAAGGGACAGCUAUCUGCCAGUUGCUGUUGACCAGAAAUACAAAAACUGCUUUGAACUGUGGAUUAUCUCAGACUGCCAACUAAUGAUAAUGAUACUGAACAGUAUCUAUCUGCAUAAAGACAAA